Molecule: messenger RNA, 1029 nt
Organism: Dentiscutata erythropus
Lineage: Eukaryota; Fungi; Glomeromycota; Glomeromycetes; Diversisporales; Gigasporaceae
Source: the annotation of a GenBank genome assembly
AUGGCGAGCUCACAAGCGGUAGAAGUAUUAAAUAAAACUUCAAGCGAGCCAAUCUAUACGUGGUCAGUUAAAGAGUUUCAGGAUCUAUAUACUCGCAUGGGAACAGGUGCUUUUAUUAUGAGUGAAAGAUUUGCUUCUCCCCAACCUUUUACUAUCGAUCCGAAAACUGGUGCGAAAGACCCGAUUCAAUGGUGGCGUCUCGUUCUUUAUCCGCAUGGCUACGUGAAUGAACCUGAUCAUUUAGCGGUAUUUCUUACGACUUCUCGGUCAGAGUACGAAAAAAGGAACCAAGUUAAAUCAAGAACAGUUCAACGAUUUUGGUUCGAAUUGUUUCGAGUUGAUAAUUCUGAUGCUAAAUCUAAGAAACCUACACUUAUUGCUUCAAGAAGUUUUAAAAAGUCUGAUUUCGUUUUUGAAAGUCAGGAUGAUUCCCAUACUUUAGGUACUAGAAAGCUUGUACCUUUUACCGAAAUUUUUGCAGACGGAAAGGAUCAUAACAAUGUUACAUUAAUUAUACGAGUGCAUAUCAUCAAUGAGGUUCCAUUUACGAGAGAUUCUUUAAAUGAAAGAACAAAACCAUUUUUAACUUCUUUCGAAAAAUUUUUUAUGGAUGAAAAAUACUGCGAUACCGAGUUUAAAUUUGAUUGUGGUUCUAAAAUUAAAUCGAAUCGACUUUUUCUUGCAAGUCGUUCAGAAUGUUUUGAUUCAUUAUUUAAAGAAAAAGAAUUAUCGCUAGACGAAUUACAAAAUCUUUAUUUUGAUUCUGUGACAAUGCAUUUAGAUAAUUUAAAAGAAAUGGUUAUAGCCCGAAUUGGUGGAGUGGUGGACAUUCACACUUGGGAUCAGAUUUUAAAAUUUUCUUUGAAGAUCAAUGAAGAAAAAUUGCAAAAUAUCGUUAUUUUAUUCCUUCAAUCCAAUUGGGAUGAAGUAAAACAGACAAUACAGAUGGACCGAAUGUUGAAGGAUGGACAAUUCGAUUGGAUUGGAGUGAUUGAAAAUUUGGUAACAAAAAAAAUUCUCGGCAAUUAG